Oncorhynchus kisutch (coho salmon) is the source of this 3688-nucleotide messenger RNA. Its product is annotated as immunoglobulin superfamily DCC subclass member 3. Gene Ontology annotation, biological process: cell-cell adhesion. The record is from RefSeq and is a predicted model, not a curated record. Bases 295 to 2652 code for a protein of 785 amino acids. NCBI's taxonomy places the organism in Eukaryota, Metazoa, Chordata, Actinopteri, Salmoniformes, Salmonidae. The transcript has 14 exons. Gene Ontology annotation, molecular function: protein binding.
AAAAUGAUUUAGCGAAUGCAGUAGAGGGAGGAGGGGAGACAGAUGGAAGAGAAGUGUUUCGUGGGAAAAGCUACAACGUGGAUAUGCGUGUGAGGCAGCGACACUGGGAUAUAGAGGAGAGAGCACGAGAUGCUGACAGAUUCCUGAUAGAUGUGCAAAAUGGCGCAAGCAAGUUCUACUCCUGCGAGCCACCAAUUGUUGUAGUUCAUGAACAUGAAGAGCUAGCUGUAUGUCUGUUUUCUUCCGAUCGCCUCACGUUGUUUUUAGUAUCGUAAUAUAUUUCAAAGUGAUUAAAUGGCUACCAGAAGGCUCUGCCUUGUUCCAUGCAUUUUUGGAAUGCUCCUCAACGCUUUAGUCGGUGUGACAUCGGGAGCAGAGCUCUCCUUCACGCUGGAGCCCAGUGACAUCAUCGCGGUGCAGGAGCAGCCCCUCAUGCUGCACUGUCAGGUGGACGGCAUCCCACCAAUCACCACGCAGUGGAGGCGGAACGGAGUCCUCCUGGUGGUUGACCAAUACUACACCAUGUUCCACAACGGCACUCUGCUGAUUGGACGCUUCCAGAGGACCAAGUCUGACGGCUCAACUGAUGAAGGGGAUUAUGAGUGCGUGGGCCAGAACUCCUUUGGUCUGGUGGUGAGCCGCAGGGCCAGGGUGCAGGCCGCCACGAUGACGGAGUUCCAUGUCCAGCCGCGGUCAGUGCGUGCGGAGGAGGCGGGCAUGGGGCGGUUCCAGUGCCAGAUUCAUGGCCUGCCUGAGCCUGCCAUCAGCUGGGAGAAAGAUGGCCGCUCCGUGGACACUAAGGAUGAGAGGUAUACCCUGCUCCCCACUGGUGUUCUGCAGAUCACAGGUCUGCGUCAGGAGGAUAGUGGUGUGUUCUGUUGUGUGGCCCACAACAGUGCAGGAGUAAAGCACAGUGCCGGGGCUCGCCUCACCGUCUCAGUAUCCCAGUCUUCUGUUUACAAAGAGCCCAUGAUCCUCGUGGGUCCUGAAAACCUCACUCUCACCGUUCACCAGACGGCCAUCUUGGAAUGUGUUGCCACAGGAUAUCCCCGCCCCAUCGUGUCAUGGAGCAGGCUUGAUGGCCGUCCGAUAGGUGUGGAGGGCAUCCAGGUGCUGGGUACAGGGAACCUGAUGAUCACAGAUGUCGGGGUCCAGCACUCUGGCGUCUACGUCUGCGCUGCCAACAAACCAGGGACCCGUGUACGCAGAACCGCUCAGGGACGUCUGGUGGUCCAAGCCCCGGCAGAGUUUGUGCAGCCUCCUCAGUCCAUCUCCCGGCCGGUGGGCACCACUGCUAUCUUCACCUGCCAGGCGCAGGGCGACCCUGUGCCCCAGCUCACCUGGCUGAAGAACGGGCAGAUCCUGGAGCCUGGAGGGCACGUCAAGCUCAGGAACAACAACACCACGCUGACCAUCUAUGGCAUCAGUCAGGAGGACGAAGCCAUCUACCAGUGCAUCGCUGAGAACAGCGCUGGCUCCACCCAGGCCAGUGCCCGCCUCACCGUGCUGUGGGCAGACGGCCUGCCAGGGAUGCCCAGUGUGGUGCGGGCCGAGGCCCUCUCACCCAACGCCAUCCAGGUGUCCUGGAAGGAGUCUGCCCAGGACACUCAGGAGAUCAUCGGCUACGUGCUCCACAUCCGCAGGACCACAGACCCUGUGGAGAUGGAGUACCAGGAAGCCGUCAGUAAGGUGACUCUACAGCAGGUCGUGGGUGAUCUGGAGCCCUCCACCGGCUACACCUUCUAUGUGAAGGCCUACACGUCCCGCGGAGCCAGCAAGCCCUCCGAGAGCGCCACCGAGAGCACGCUGGGUGAAGUGCCAGCACCCCCGUCACUGUUCAUUAAAUUGGUGAACAGCAGUGUGGUGCAGGCCGUGUGGGAGCCAUCCUCUAAGAUGGGCCAACAUGAGGGCUUCAGGCUGUACUACAGGAGGGUCCACACCCCCCUCUUCACCGGACCACUCACCUUCACCCGCAACGUCACCCAGUACAACAUCUCCCAGCUGGAUCCAACCCUGGUGUAUGAGAUUAAGGUUCUGGCCUUCAACCAACACGGAGAUGGCAACGCCACCAUGCGCUUCGUCUCACUGAAGGAGGCUGUGGAGAAAUCAGUGCUGAACACCCCCUGUGACUGUGUGAAAGAUGAACAGAGCAAGACCUCUACAACCGGAAUCAUCAUCGGCAUCCAUAUAGGAGUCACCUGCAUCGUAUUCUGCAUGCUCUUCCUCAUGUUCAGCUACAGGGGGAGGUUGAUGACGUGUAAGACAGUGCAGGCCACCCCCCAGGCCGGGCGUAACAUUGCCCUGGAGUUGUCCUCCACCUCCCAGGGGGCCCUGGCCUUAAACGGGGUGAGCAGAUCAGGCAUGGAAGGGAACGGCAGCCUUGCUGGGAAGAGCAGGGGAGACAGUAACGAGCUGGAGAGACUCUUCUCAGGCCCGUCCCACUGUGGAGACCUAGCAGACAGUUCACGCAUGUUGGAUAGAUCCCUGGUGUCCUGUGCGCUGAACGAGACCCAGUUGUCCACUCUGCCGCUGGUUGACUUCAGCCUUGUGGUGGAGGGGGACAGAGAGACGCAGUUCCAGAGGCCUCCAGCAGAGGGCCGGGCGGCCAGUGACAGGGCUGCUGCCGGGGUCACCCAGCAGAACCAGACCUGAUAGAAGCAUGAACGUCAAGUCUGUGACACGGUCACAGUGUCACCUCAGACUCGUAUCACACUCAGGUCGACCGAAGUAUUUCUUUUCCUAUUAGUUUUUCUUUGUGCAAAGAAUUGUAUUAUUGGUAAGUUAAAUAAGUCGCCUCUGGAAAAGUUAUAGGGUCUUGGACUUGUCCCCGGCCUAGGUUUUUGGUGCGCUUUUGUGAUGGACAGCUAGGUUUUAGCUUUGGCAGGUGAAUGAUGUGUUCUUGUUUUGUUUUUUAACUUCCUUCAUUUUCUGGUUGCCGGCAGCACACAGAAUAGAUAUCCAGAAUGUCUUUGUUAUACACUCAUCAUUUUAUCUCAGAGUCGAAUAUGUUUUUAUUCCUCUACUAUCUCACAAAAUGGUUCUAAGUUAUUGGUCUUAUUUCUACUAUUUCUUUCAAUGUCAAAGACUGCUGCCUCCUCUCAGCCUAGCAAGGAUUCCACAAACGCAUCCAACAAAGACUUAAGGCCUUCUUCCAGUGAUUUCAUAUAUUCUCUGUCUCAGGACUUUUCUUUUCAGUGAUAUCAAUGUUUUUUUUAUUAGUUCUCGGCCUUCAUACAGGUUCUUAACUUGGCUCUGUGAACCUUAGGAUUCAACAAAAACCUACCUCAGCCGGAAUGAAUGUGACGUGGGAAACCUUUUGGAUCCGUCUUUUCCCCCUGCGUUCAGUUACUUUUACAUGUAGAGCGAUCGGUUCGUAAAACACGAGAACAGGUGCCACGCUACCUCAGAUGUCAAGAACCGCCGCUCUCCCGCUUGUCGAAGCGAGGGAAAAAAAGAAGAAAAAAAAUCAAACGGAAAGCACUUCAAAACGCUGAAGUCCACGUUCUACCUCAAGAUAACAAUGUUGUAGUUGUUCUUUCUUUCAUAAUGAAACAUGUACUUCUGUUGUGAGAGCUCCUGGCUUCCCUCUGUCGAUGAAUUGCUGUUUGUGGAUAUGUCAGUACCUCAUGCAAGUUGACAGAUGAUAUUGUUGUAUGAAUUCUACUUGUAAAAGACAUUUUUCAUAGUU